AUGGCCGUUGAAGGGGAUGGAGGUUCGACUGCAGCCGGCUCGGCAGCAGGAGUCAGCCAUCUUCCUUGGCAACAAAUCCCGAAAUUUGUGCCGGGCACUACGAACCUUGAUGAUUACACGCAGCGCUUGAAGUUUCUCAAAGAGUUGUGGCCAGCCGAUAGCAUCCAGCACCUGGGGCCGAGAGCGGCUCUCCAAGUGGAGGGUUCGGCUUUUCAGAAAAUCAGCCGGAUUGCUCCGGAUAAGCUUCGGAGUCAAGAGGGCGUCCAGCUUAUCGUGGAGGCUCUCGGCGGAGCUUGGGGGAAAACUGCUGUUGAGGAAAAGUUCCAUUUCUUCGAGCAAGCCAUUUUUCAGGUGACACAGAAGAAUGACGAAACCAAUGAUUCCUACUUAGCUCGCAGUGACGCCUACUUUGAAGAACUUCUUACGCGCAAGGUGACCAUCGAGGAGAUCAGAGCCUACGUGUUACUUCGCCACAGCCAACUUGCCCCGGAGGACAAGAAGCGAGUUGUCAUUGAGUCCAAGGGUGACCUCAAGUACAAGGAGACAGUCAAGGCGAUCAGAUUGUUGGGUUCCAAAAUUUUUGGGGACCUUCAGAACAAGAAUGCCACAGGAAACCGAGGCUUGGAACGGAACAAGAUCUACGACGUGCACUACACGGAGGAAAACGGAGCCGAGGAUGUGUACUACAGCGCCGUGCCCGAGGAGGAGCCGAGUGACGAGGACCUCCUCUGCUACUUCAUGGACCUCAACGACGAGGACGCCGUCUACAUCACCGAGUUCGAGGAGAGCAUCGUGGACGCCAUCCAAGAUAGCGAAUUGGCGCCAGUGUAUGUAACAUACCAGGAGGCUCGGCAGCGGCUCCGCGAUAAAGCCAAAGCUCGUGGAUAUUGGCCUGCCAAAGGCCGUGGAAAGACGAAGGGAUUCGGGAAGAAAGGAAAAGGAUCUUCGUCGUCUUCGUUUCCGGGGUGGGGCACUGGCCGCAAUCGGUCUCUCGCGGACCGUAUCGCCAAUUCCACGUGCCGCAUUUGCCAUCAGAAAGGACAUUGGAAGCGGGAAUGUCCCCGCCGAUUGGCCCAGGAUGGCAAUGAAGCCAAGGUGGAGGUAACCCACUUUACCCAAGAGACCUCGGACACCUUUGCCCAGAACCUCCCAGAGAUUCUCCAUGCCAUGCCACCGGAGUCCGAGCCCUACAUUGGAGAAGAGGAUGCUUUGAAGCUUCAGGGCAAGAUGGCGACCCCAGAUGUGGACGAGCCGUUGGUGGCUCCCGAGAGCGGGGCCAUUGCGUUGGAUCGUCCCAGUCUGGAAAGCUAUCUCGAUGUGGAGUUUGUGCGCCCAAAGGGUGUGGAGACACUCCGCGCGUGGGGCGACAUGACCUUGACUGCGGGGAAGCACAAGACCAAGACCUUCGCAGCGGCGUUCGGCGAGGACUUGGUGUAUGCGGUGACCAUGGCGCGCAAGCAAUCCCUCACCAGCAGCUGGGCCAUCUCAUUCAAGAAUUAUUGCCUUGCCCGUCUGAAGGCAGCAGCUCGGGCGGAGCAGAUGGAGGACCAGAAGCGCCAAGGGAAGGGCACCCGGAAAGCGGCGUUCCCAAAUCGGAGCCAGAACACCGCGACCUUAGAGGACGAGGAGGCGGCGUUCGCAAAUCGGAGCCGGAACACCGCGACCUUCAAGGACGAGGAGGAGUUCGGGGAAUGGAAGCUGUGCCUCAACGAAGGCAGAGCGACCGGAAGCUCAGCGUCGACGGCCGAGAAUCACAAAGGCAAGAGGGCGAAUGCCCAGGAUCCCAACCCCGCGAUGAGCACCGACCUCACCGCGGAGCAGCGCCUCGACAUCAUGACCAGGAAGGCGCUACUGCAAAGGGAGCUUGCGCAACUGGAGCAGUUGGAUCCGUCUUGGGACGAGAAGAUAGAAGACAAGCUCGGGAAACUUGAUAGUGAGACUGAAGACUUCCGGAAAAAGAUGCACUACAAGCUUCCUCGGCUUGAUGUCCUGGAAAUCACUCUGGCGGACAGUGGAAUCAGCAAUGCCAUUCGGAAUCGCCAGGGCCGUGCAGUAUCCAUUAAAACAUGGGAUGCCAGUCGCAUUUGGUUCAUGAUACAUAUGUACGAGCCCAAGCACCUCUGGAUGAAUGGCGGGAGACAGGAUCCUUCAAAGGUAUUUUGGCCAAAAGAGCUAUUGUACGACCUGUAUGAGCAUCAAAUUGAACACGGGCGCCAUUUUCAUCUGUGCACUGGUCAAAAUAUCUUUGCAGAGUCCUCUCCGGAACUGCAGGACGUGAUGCACGGCACCAUGUGCGCAGUUCACUGUCCUUCGGAGGCGAUGGGAUUGGGAAAGAUGCGCGGCAACAAUUUUCUGAACAAGAAAAGCUUUAUCUAUACGACUUCCAGAGUGGUACAUGAGGCAAUCGACACACGUAAGGAGCCGACUCACCUUUCCAACCCCAGCCAAGCAACAAGCAACACGUCUGCACCACGAAGCCCGACAUGGCAGCUCCGACUGGCUGAGCAAGCAGCAGCAGCAAUGAUCUCUGACCGUAGUGUUCCUUUGUACCUGUCUGAGUUACUAGUAGCAGACCUUAAGCGUGAAGGGGACCUCAACUUGAGUAAUCGUGCCGCGCUUGAAAAUGUUCAGCAAGUUGUGAAGCGCCGACGGCUUCUUCGGAAGCAACCGGCACCGGAAAUGUGCAAGGCUCGGGAUCAGUUCAAGGAUGCCUCGUGGAUAGCUAUCUUUAAGAAGUUUGAUGUUCCUCACCGUGGCAGGGUGUACUUCAGGGAUGGGGAUGAGGUUGUAAAACAGGUUCAAACACUGAUCCCGCAAUUUCAAAUCAAGCACGUGGUGAUGGCUCGUGGCACCAACCGUGUUCAGCUGCCAAAACCUGGUCUCGAGAUACAGGAUAUUCCCCUUCGCCAAACCAUAGUGGUUUCUAGGGACAAUGGUAAGGUGAUGGCAGAUGGUGGUUGCGAGCAGUGGACAAAGCCUGCAGCGAUUCACCUUGAUGCCGAUUUUGGGGAUGUACUGGGCAUGGAUGUAGCAUAUUGGAGUGGGCAGAGUGGACAUAAGUACAUGUUCACACACAUCCUCGAUGAGGCAACGUUGUUUCAUCAAGCUACGGCCACCGGUAGGACCAUGGAAGACCAGUACGAAGUUCUCACCGACAGCUGGAACAAAUGGGCUGGACCAUGUCAACUCCUCUACGUAGUUGGUAGAGUGGAGGCUCACGGGAAAAUUCUGAAGGCGAUGUUGUCCCGUAUGGAUGCCGGCGAUUUGCCCACUAGAGAAGAUGUAGAGAUGGAGGGUGUUGCGCCCGCUUCGGAGCCACCGCCGGUAGCCGGGGCCUCGCCGCCUGCUGUAGGUGAAGUAGAAGGAGGGGUAGGUGAAAUAGACACCGGUGGAGGUUUUGAGAUUCCUGUAGACAGUGGUGAGACCCCGCCUUCGGCGGUAGGGGCUGAGCAGCCUGAAACCGAAGUCUCACCUGCCGUCUCGAUGGAGCAAGAACAUGAAGAGCCGAUGGAGGUAGAUCCUGUAGAGGUUCCUGUACCAGAGGACGAAGAUGACCUUCUCUUCGGGGACUCUGAAUGUUUCUUGAUCCAUCCAAGUUCGGAGCAAGUGUGGGAGAUUGGGCUUCACGAAACAGACGUAGACUACAAGGAUCUCCCGUCACCCGAGCAGGCCCUAAACUUUGUGAUGUUAGCCAGCACCGAAAGGAAAAAGCGCACAGAGGUUAGGCUUAGGGAUCUCAAUCAACAUGAGCGCCAACUGUUCAAAGAAGCCCAAAACAAAGAAAUCAAAGCCUGGCUCGAUCAUCGGACGGUGCGUCGGGUUGCAGCUGGAACGCUUGAGGACUCUCAGCUGAUGAGAUGUAGGUGGAUCCUCACCUGGAAGGCUCCUGAGAAGGAGGGUGGACCGCAUAGGGCCAAGGCUAGGUUGGUGGUUUUAGGUUUCGAGGACCCCGGGUUGUCUGAUAUACCCAAUGACGCACCAACGUUAGGGAAAGAUGGUCGCCAGUUGAUCUUGCAACAAGUGGCUUCUCGACAGUGGAAGCUCAUCAAUUUCGAUAUCUCCACAGCUUUCUUGCAGGGCAAAGGGGACGGCAGGAAGUUGGGCAUCAAACCUCCCGAAGAACUCCGAGAGGCUUUAGGUAUGGGUCCCACUGACCAGUGCCGCCUUGAAGGCGGAGCGUACGGAAGGAUUGAUGCUCCUUUCUUGUGGUUCCAGACUCUCAAGCAAACGUUGGAAGAGCUGGGAUUCAUCCAGAGCCCUUUUGAUCCUUGCACGUUCAGUCUUGUCACUAAAGGACCUGGUGGGGAGCCUAGGGUACACGGUGUUCUAGGGAUCCACGUUGAUGAUGGUAUAGGCGGGGGUGAUGCAUAUUUCAGCAGGGUCAUUGAGCAGUUGCGGGGCAUUUAUAGCUUUGGGUCCUACGACGAAGGAGAGUUCGUGUUCACCGGGAUUCGUUUUCGACAGUGGGACGACGGAAGUAUUGAGAUGGAUCAAACAGCUUAUCUCGAAAAGAUUAUGCCUAUUCAUGCCAAUAAGGUGCUUCACGAGGCAAAGUCACACGCUGUGUCCCUGAUGGUGGUACCGAUUCCUGAGAAACACCUUACCUUCUGCACAUUUUCCGAUGCUUCUUUUGCUUCGUCCAAGGAUAACCAUUCGUAUCAGGGCACUUUGGUCAUCGCCACGGAUUGGCGUAUGCUUCAGAAUCAGAGGGCCGUGAUUGUUCCAGUAGCGUGGGCAAGCAAGAAGAUCUCCCGAGUUGUGCGCAGCACUUUGAGUGCUGAAGUGGUCGCGCUGUGCGGCUCGCUUGACAGAAUGUCAUGGUUGAGGCUGUUUUGGGAAUGGAUUAAGAACCCGGGAAUUGAUAUUUCCCACCCUGAAGAAGUUUUGAAAGAAGCUCCCAAAGCCUCGCUUGUGACGGACUGCAAGAGUGCUUACGACGUGCAUCAGUCGAAGAUUCUGGCCGACAUCCGGCUCAACAGCGACAGAGGAGGGAGGGCAGAGGUUCGCUUGAGCUGUCAAAAGGAACAGGGUUCCGCGGAAGGGGCUACAGUCUAG
Symbiodinium sp. CCMP2592 is the source of this 5055-nucleotide messenger RNA. Lineage: Eukaryota; Dinophyceae; Suessiales; Symbiodiniaceae. The record is from the annotation of a GenBank genome assembly.